Molecule: messenger RNA, 1078 nt
Organism: Rhipicephalus sanguineus (brown dog tick)
Lineage: Eukaryota; Metazoa; Arthropoda; Arachnida; Ixodida; Ixodidae
Product: kelch-like protein 10
Exons: 6
Molecular function (GO): protein binding
Source: RefSeq, a predicted model, not a curated record
AUGAGAGAAAUGCUCUUGUGUAAACUGACUCAGAUACAAAUGUCCCUAUAUAAUAACGUCCUUUGUCGGGGGCUCUCCAUCGGGACGCGCACACCUUUUGCCAAUUGGACACAUGCGUUCCCCGUGCAGUCGUUGACCACGAAGUCUUUGUCGGUUGGCGAAGUCGCCGGUAUCGACCUGUCCCAUAGGAUGUGGCUCACGCCUCGGAUUCCCAAGCACAUCAUCUUCGUCUUCGGCGGAUGGACUGACGGCGCCACCAACAGGAUGAUCACGUACAACUAUCGAGCCACCAGGUGGCGCUCCAUGGGCAACCAGUACACCUCGCCCAGGUCGUACCACGGCGUGGCGGUGAUCAACCAGUGCAUUUACGUCGUGGGCGGCUUCAACGGUCGCGAGUGUUUCCACUCCGUCGUGUGCUUCGAGGUCCCCUUGGCAAGAUGGAGCGCCAAGGCAAACAUGGCGUACCCGCGCUGCUACGUCAGCGUGGUUUAUCUCGAGGGGCACAUCUACGCCAUGGGAGGCUACGACGGUAACUCUCGUAUCAAAACGGCGGAGCGCUACAACGUGAAGAAGAAUAACUGGACCGAGAUUGCCAGCAUGAAUGAAUACCGCAGCGACGCGAGCGCCGCGGUGGCUCGCGGGCGCAUCUACAUCGCUGGCGGCUACACAGGUUUCUCAGUCCUGGAUACUGUGGAGUUUUACGAUCCGUCCACCGACGUCUGGACCCACAUGCAGUCCAUGCCCUGGCGACGCAGUGGUCACAAGUUGUUAGCCUACGGGGACAUGAUCUACAUCAUUGGCGGCAGCAACGGCGUCGCUCGCGUCUCCACCCUGCAGCAGCUUGACGUACAAAAACAUAGAUACUCCGAGCUACCCAGCAUGCCUCACGCCAAAAGCAACUUCGCCGCAGCCAUACUGGAAGGCUGUAUCUACAUCAUCGGUGGCUUCAAUGGUACGACGACUGUGUCACUCGUCGAGAAGUACGACAUCGCGCCCGUAAGUGGUACACGGUGCCUGAGAUGGGCAACAGAAUCAGCGCAUGUGCUGCGGCAAGUCGUUGAGGAUGUCGCCAACCCCG